AUGGGGUUGAGAAGAACUGAAAUCAACCUGAGGAGGUUGCUUGAAGCUGUUCCACACCAACAAAAUCAGUCAAAGCUCAUGCAUUAUGUUGCUACUUUACGAGAACAACUGGACCAACUGGCUGAAGAGAGAACCCCAGAAGGGCUACCCAGGGUUUCAAAAGCUAUGGUGAAUGAUUAUUCAGAGAAAAUUGAAGUGACCGCUGCUAUACUAGCAGUCCCUUCGUCUAAUAUGCAAGUAUUUCAGGAGCCCUUUGCUGGGACAUCUGUCAGUGGAAGAAGCCCUUCUAAAGCAGAAGGGAAAAUGAAACAGACCUCCAUCAAUUGUCGAAUUGAAGGUGAUCAAUCAGCACCUGUCAAAUUGGAUGCUGCAGCACAGGUGCACAUUGGAAAGCACAGAAAACUUCAAGAAGCCUUGACCAAUGAAAUGGUUGGUUUGGUGUGGCAACUUAAAGAGAGUAGUCUAAUGAUGAGUCAAUCUCUCAAAAACACGGUGAAAGUAAAUACCCUG
Ilex paraguariensis (yerba mate) is the source of this 510-nucleotide messenger RNA. The record is from the annotation of a GenBank genome assembly. Lineage: Eukaryota; Viridiplantae; Streptophyta; Magnoliopsida; Aquifoliales; Aquifoliaceae.